AUGCUCACUUCUUGGGGGAAGGUAGGCCUACUACUAGGAAUUACAGCCGGGCACCUGGCUGUCGCAAAAGAUGUCAUUACUAGUGAUGCGUCCUUUUAUGGGGAGUCUCCCGCAGUCUAUCCUUCUCCGGAGGGAACUGGCGCUGGAGAUUGGACUUCCGCAUAUCAGAAAGCUAAAGCUUUUGUUGCCAAGCUAUCUGAUGACGAGAAAGUCAAUCUUACUGCAGGUGUCUCCUCUGACAAUGGAUGCUCGGGAAAUAUCCAAAGUAUCCCUCGUUUAGGAUUCCCGGGUAUUUGUGUGAGCGACGCGGGAAAUGGCUUGAGAGGGACCGACUUCGUCAACGGCUGGUCGUCUGGAGUCCACGUGGGAGCAAGUUGGAACCGUGAUCUUGCCAAUGAUCGAGGUACAUACAUGGGCAAGGAAUUCCGCACCAAGGGCGUGAAUAUGAUUUUAGGGCCUGUCGUUGGCCCGCUCGGCCGUGUUGCACUUGGUGGUCGUAACUGGGAAGGGUUUGCUGCCGAUCCUUACCUGAGCGGCAUCCUGGUCUCUGAAUCUGUCAAGGGUCUCCAGUCACAGAAUGUUGCUACAUCUCUCAAGCAUUUCAUCGGAAACGAACAAGAGACUGACCGCAAUCCACUCACCGAUUCUAACGGAAACUAUGUUGAGUCCGUCUCUUCCAACAUCGACGACAAGACAAUCCACGAACUCUAUCUGUGGCCCUUUCAGGAUGCAGUCCUCGCUGGCGCCGCGUGUGUCAUGUGUUCUUACAACCGAUUGAACAAUUCAUAUGGAUGCCAGAAUAGCAAAACCCUCAACGGUUUGUUGAAAACAGAACUCGGUUUCCAAGGUUAUGUGGUCACUGACUGGUACGCUCAGCAUGGUGGAAUCGCUUCCGCCAAUGCAGGUUUAGACGUGGUCAUGCCGAGUUCAAGCGUUUGGAACAGCAAUCUGACCACUGCAAUUUCAAAUGGAACCAUGGAGGCAUCUCGCUUGGACGAUAUGAUUACAAGACUGAUGGCCACCUGGUAUUAUCUUGAUCAAGAUUCUGUGUUCAAACACCCCGGUGUCGGCAUGCCAUCCAGCAUAAGUGCAGACCACCAGGCUGUAGUUGCUACCUCCAAGGCAGCACAAUCAGUUCUUUUGCAGUCGGCCAUUGAGGGGCACGUUCUGGCAAAGAAUCAAAACAACGCACUUCCUCUCAAAUCCCCGAAGCUCAUAUCAGUUUUCGGGUAUGACGCCUAUAGUCCGAUGUCUUACACACUUGCAGGCUCCUUAAGCUUUUCUACUGCAGAGCGAUCAAUCCUAUAUCAGAAUGGAACUCUGUAUACUGGCGGAGGAUCUGGCUCCAACUCGCCCGCCUACAUUGAUUCCCCAAUAGAGGCCAUUCAGCGUCGAGCCUAUGCAGAUGGCUCUUCUGUUCUUUGGGACUUUACUUCAGAGAAGCCUACUGUCAACUAUGUGUCAGACGUAUGUCUGGUUUUUAUCAAUGCGUACGCCACCGAAGGCGUCGACCGCGAAGCCCUCUCCGAUACCCACAGUGACGCUAUUGUGACAAACGUCGCAGAUAACUGUGCAAACACCAUCGUUGUGGUUCACAGUGCUGGAAUCCGGACCGUCGAGUCUUGGGUAGACCAUGCGAAUGUGACCGGUAUCAUCUUUGCCCAUCUCCCAGGCCAGGACACUGGUCGCGCAUUGGUAGACAUCCUCUAUGGAGAUGCCAACCCUUCAGGCAAGCUACCAUAUACCGUCGCAAAGAAAGAAUCCGACUAUGGCACCCUGCUUCAACCAGCCGAGCCCGAAGGGGAGUAUCAGUAUUUCCCUCAGGCCAACUUUUCUGAAGGAGUAUAUAUCGACUACCGUGCCUUUGAUAAGAAUGGAAUUGAGCCCCAGUACGCCUUUGGUUAUGGUCUUUCAUACACCACAUUUGGCUACUCCAAUCUGAAGGUAUCAAAGACAUCGGCGUCUUCGGCCAAUUAUCCUGCCAAGACAUCAAUCCUUCCUGGCGGAAACCCUCGCCUCUUUGAUACGCUAGUCAAGAUCUCUGCGACCGUGAAGAACACUGGAAGUGUCGAUGGAAAGGAAGUCGCGCAGCUCUAUGUAGGUAUUCCUAACGGCCCAGCACGGCAACUUCGUGGCUUUGAGAAGGUCUUGAUCAAGCCUGGCAAAUCGACAACGGUGACUUUCAAUCUGACUCGGCGGGAUUUGAGUACAUGGGAUACUGAUGCACAGCAAUGGCUGCUUCAGCGUGGAACAUACCAGAUCUAUGUGGGACGCAAUAGCAGGGACCUUCCGCUUACCGGGACUUUGACUAUUUAG
Molecule: messenger RNA, 2316 nt
Organism: Penicillium soppii
Lineage: Eukaryota; Fungi; Ascomycota; Eurotiomycetes; Eurotiales; Aspergillaceae
Product: beta-glucosidase
Exons: 7
Coding region: 1-2316 (771 amino acids)
Biological process (GO): glucan catabolic process
Molecular function (GO): beta-glucosidase activity
Source: RefSeq, a predicted model, not a curated record